AUGGACAUCAGACAUUUUUUUAAAAAACCCAAGCUUUGUGAUUCUCUUAAUGAAGCCUCUACUGGCACUACUUCAAUUGAAAUAAAUAAUAGUACAGUCGAUAUGGAGUCGUCGGAAUUGUGUGUAGUUGAAAAUAUUGGAAAUUAUUUGAACGUCGAAAAUAUUGACGAUUGUUUAAAACAUGAACAUUUUCGUAACCCUUGUGUACCGAAUACUACUUAUGACUUUAAAAGUGAUUUAAAAUCAGGAAGAACUCAAGCAUUUAGACAUCAAUGGUUGCAUGAAAACGGUUCGUGGUUGACAUAUUCAGCUCUUGAGGGUGUGAAAGGAGCUUUUUGUAGAACAUGUGUGUUGUUCAAGCCAUCAAUUCAUAGAGGCGUACAAGGUGGAUUUAUAAUAAAACCGUUUACGAAGUAUAAGGAUUUUCAUGCAUCUUCUAAAAUACAUUUGUCUUUAAAUUGGCACACUAAAUCAAUGUCAAGAGCAAAAGAUUUUAUGGAUAUUAUGAAUGGUAAAACAAUUAGUGUUAUUGAACAAGUAAAUUGUGGAUUGCAUAAAGAAAUAGAAACUAAUAGGUUAAAAUUAAAACCUAUUAUGUCAACUAUUUUGUUUUGUGGAACUCACGACCUUCCCUUACAAGGGAAAAAAUCAGAUUCUGGUGUUUUUCACGAUCUUUUGAAUUUUCGUAUUGAAUCUGGCGAUGAGAUAUUGAAAGAUCAUUUUUUAACUAAUGUGGGAAAUGCUAAAUAUUCGUCCCGAAGAACUCGAAAUGAAUUAAUUACAUUGUGUGGAAAAAUAUUAAAAGAAGAAAUAGUAUGUGAAGCUAAUGCUGCGAAUGCGUUUUCCAUUAUUGCUGACGAAUCAGCAGAUAUUUCUGGUGUUGAGCAGCUAACAAUUGUAAUUAGAUUUUUAGACAAACAGUCAAAGAUUCGAGAAGAAUUCCUUGGGUUUUUUACCCUUAGAUAA
This is a messenger RNA of Metopolophium dirhodum (rose-grain aphid), 966 nucleotides long. RefSeq names its product zinc finger MYM-type protein 1-like. The record is from RefSeq and is a predicted model, not a curated record. Lineage: Eukaryota; Metazoa; Arthropoda; Insecta; Hemiptera; Aphididae. The transcript has 2 exons. The coding region runs from base 1 to 966 and encodes 321 amino acids.